AUGGCUUCUUCCACAAGCUCCUUUACUGCCUCUUCUUCUUCUACUCCUUCCAUCCCUAAAACAAGUCCUUAUGAUGUUUUCUUGAGUUUUAGAGGCGAAGACACCCGCUAUAAUUUCACUGAUCACCUCAACCAAGCAUUGGUUAGGAGAGGCAUUCGCACCUUCAGAGACGAUAAAAUCAGGAGAGGAGAAGAGGUUGCUCCAGAACUCUUGAAAGUCAUUGAAGAAUCAAGGUCUUCCGUAAUUGUUUUCUCUAAAAACUAUGCUCAUUCAAGAUGGUGUUUGGAUGAGUUGGUAAAGAUCAUGGAGUGCCAGAAAGAUCUGGGACAUACUGUUUUCCCAAUUUUCUAUCAUGUGUAUCCAUCCGAUGUACGAAGGCAAACAGGAAGUUUUGGAGAGGCCUUUGACCGUUAUGAAGGAAUCGGGACGGACAAGAUACCAAGGUGGAGGGAGGCCCUGACCCAAGCAGGCAAUCUUUCUGGAUGGCAUCUACUAGAUGGGUAUGAGUUUGACCAUAUUAAGAACAUUACUGAUAGCAUAUUUCGUCGAUUGAAUUGUAAGAGGUUCGAUGUUGGUGCCAAUUUAGUUGGUAUAGAUUCUCGUGUAAAGGAGAUGAUUUUGCGGUUGCAUAUGGAAUCAAGUGAUGUUCGUAUUAUUGGGAUAUAUGGAGUCGGUGGGAUAGGUAAGACAACCAUCGCAAAAGUUAUAUAUAAUAUACUUUCUCACCAAUUUGAAUGCAUGAGCUUUCUUGAAAAUAUUAGAGAGGUUUCCAAUACUCGAGAUUUGCCUCACUUACAAAAUCAACUUCUUCAUGAUAUCCUAGAGGGAGAAGGAAGUCAAAAUAUAAACAAUGUUGACCAAGGAGCAAAUAUGAUAAAGACCAUUCUCUCGUCUAAAAAAGUUUUUAUUGUUCUCGAUGAUGUUGACAAUUUAAAUCAAUUAGAAGCUCUACUUAGAAAUCGUGAAUGGCUUGGAAUAGGAAGUAGAGUCAUCAUGACAACAAGAAAUAAAAAUUUGUUAAUUGCACAAGAAGUGGAUGUCUUAUAUGAGGUUGAGGGAUUGAAUUUUGAAGAAGCUUAUGAACUUUUCAGUUUGCAUGCCUUUAAACAAAAUCAUCCCAAAUCAGAUUUUGUAAACCUUUCACACAGUGCAGUACAUUAUUGUCAAGGCCUUCCAUUAGCUUUGAAAGUUCUAGGUUCUCUCUUGUUCAACAAGACAAUGCCUCAAUGGGAAAGUGAACUGCAUAAACUGAAAGAGAAUAUGAAGCAAAAAUUGAUAGUGUGCUUAAAAGAAGCUAUGAUGGAUUAG
Vitis vinifera (wine grape) is the source of this 1308-nucleotide messenger RNA. Its product is annotated as disease resistance protein RPV1-like. The coding region runs from base 1 to 1308 and encodes 435 amino acids. Gene Ontology annotation, biological process: defense response; signal transduction. NCBI's taxonomy places the organism in Eukaryota, Viridiplantae, Streptophyta, Magnoliopsida, Vitales, Vitaceae. The record is from RefSeq and is a predicted model, not a curated record. The transcript has 2 exons. Gene Ontology annotation, molecular function: ADP binding.